Chara braunii is the source of this 4070-nucleotide messenger RNA. NCBI's taxonomy places the organism in Eukaryota, Viridiplantae, Streptophyta, Charophyceae, Charales, Characeae. The record is from the annotation of a GenBank genome assembly.
UGAUACUGCGCAUGUGCGAGGGCCUGCUCCGUCUACGACAUCGGCGGACUCGACCACGACCUCAAGCGAGCAACGUGCGGCAGGACGCGGAUCCCCAGGCGAUACCGCCCGGGUACGAACAGGUGAACCGAUGGGAAAUUGUGACGGUGGUACGACACCAAGUGUACAUGCGGCGGGUGCAAGAGUGAGGAGGGGAGUGGAGCGAAAGGGGGAACGCACUGCUGCCUGGAUAGAUCGCCUAGCGGCGCUCAUUGUCGCAUUGGAGAUCGGUCGGCGAGGAGGUCUUUAUUGCAUAGCCACGACUGCCAUCACUCGGUGGCUAUCUCAUCGGGAGCGCAGGCGGGUGCAAGCGGAGAUUCGGAGGAUCGAACAUCGCAUUUGGAGUGAUGAGAGCUGGCUACUAGCCUUUGACCCGCAAAGGAGGGCGCCGACGCACGCGCGGUGCCAGAGUGGCGGCAAUCGCAGUGGGAAGGGACGCCCGAUUGAUAGAGUGGCGACAGCAGUGCGACGCAGCCCCUCCACCAAUAGGAUCGCCCACCAGGAGAGUCGAGCGGCGCUUCGGCGCCAUCGAGCAAGGUGGGCGGCAGUUCGGCCCCGGCGGCGGUCAGUCCGACCACCUCUACGCCAGCCUUCGGACUUACCUCAAGCUCGAGGACGGCAACCCCGGCCACAGCAGGACGAGACACAUCGAGCAGGAAGGCAGCCCCCAUCGCAGUUGGCGGCGGCGACCCAAGACUGGCAAAUUAUGAAGGCGGUCAGGAGAGCGGCCCUAACACGCUCCUUCGUUACGGACCCGGCUGCGGACACCAAGACUGCGGAUGGCGAGCUCAUCCUCCAGGUGGAAGAGAAGAUGGCGAUUGCGCAAAUCACUUAUAUGCGCGCUCACAUCAUCGUCAUGCGCUUCGAGGGCCCUCUGAAAGACCUGGCACUGCAAGCCAAGUUGGAUUGGAUACGCUGUUGGGAGUUGGAGAACUGGCCAGAGAAAGGCCAGGCCUCGUAUCAAGGUCGAGCGAUGGUGGAGGGAGGGGCGCUGGUCUUCUAUUGGGCCCCCACGGCUGCACUGCGAGACUGGGUGCUUGACGAGCGGGGAAGUGAGGGUAUCAGACUGGGCGACUGCACACACCUGGUUCGGUUCACAUCCUGGAAGUCGCCAGUGGAGGUGAAGUGGGAGAGGCUGCAAGAGCGGAAGGCGCAGCCAUGGGUGCGCUUCGUGCAACCGCCUUCCAUGGCGGUGUUAAUGCUCCGGCAGCUGGCGGAGUCGUUCUUCGGGGCAGUCAGGAACCCUGAAGGCACGUGGGCGAUUGACGGCGAUGGCAGAGAGACAAUUAGAUUUGACCUCUACCCCCCGCUCCGCUCGCAGGGGCUGGAGCGCUUGGCUGUGGCGCAAGCGUAUUACGGUCGGCCGGAGGUGAGAGGGGUGACGAGUGAGACCCCGUGGUGCGAUAAUUGUCGAAGGCAUGGCCAUCUCACACGAAGGGGUCGCUGCGUAAACAUGGCGGAGACCAAGGAGGAACUAGCCCGUAGGGAACACCUGCUGAGAACUGACCCUGGCCUCCCUCGGGAUGAUUUCACGGAGAUCGCGUGCUGGGUAGAUUUUGAAAAAGAGUUUGAUACGGUGAUAUUCACGGAGAUUGCCACCGAAUCCAGCCUGGGCGGCGGGAUGGAGGUAGGGGACCGGCAACUGCUUCAACCGGCUCCUCCGCACCAGGCCGCGGCCGCUGAUGGGGCGGAUGGAGCCCAUUCACGGCAACCAGCCAUACCAGAUCAGGGUUCCAACAAAGUGCCUGAGAAGCAAGGGCUUGCAGGCCCUAGGGAGCAUCAUCGAGGAGGACAGGGGCAACAGAAGGAGCAAGAAGCCCCCUGGUCAACAGCCGGACGCCCGUCAGAAGCCCGAGAGGCAGCCGUCAGCCGGGGGUCGUGCACAGCAGGUCAAGCACAUGCUGCGAGAGCAUCAGCAGCGUCAGCAUCCGCCACCGCAGGCACCACCGAAGCCACAAUCCCCCCACGAACACCACGAGCACCGUCGACAACAGCAGAUGUUGCCGCAAGCAUCAGCGUCAAGGCAGAGGCACCUACUGCACCAGCCGCCACCAUCCCAGCCAGCGCCAUCGCAAUAUCAACAAGAACUGAAUACUCCAGAGAAGUCAUUGUGCUAUCGGGGGAUACGCAACCAGACCAGACCGUCGCACGGGAGGUGGGAGGUCAGCGAGAGGGGGGGGAGCAACCGGCGCCAAUGGAGUGCUGCGAGAACAAAGAAGAGCAACAGCCAGCGAUGGUAGCGCGCUCCAGCGACCAGAAGAGUGGAGAUGGACGUGCAACGAACCCGCAGCCCUACGAACAACCUGGCCACCAUGAGGAGAGUCGGUCCCGUGGGCAGGAGACAAAUCCAGAAGCACUGGCGGGAGGAGGUGCAGUCAACAGUGGCCAGGCUGGGGGACAGGUCAAAGGGCCGCCUCCUAAUCAGCACCAACAGCCGGGACAACGGAGAGAGGGUAAGGAUGUGAUGAGACCCCAAGGAUUGGGUGUGGAGCGGAUUGGGACAGAGCCGCCUCCUUUCGUCCAUAGCCAGCAACGAUGCGGCAGCGCGGUGGCCGAGGCCUCGGCACGUGGAAGGCGGACGCCAGCUCAGGUGCCCAAGCCAAAAGGAAGAUCGAAGUUUAAGCGAGGACUUGUCGGCACGGCCGAGACCGGACCACUUAUACGACCCCACGGCCAGAGGUUGAAACGAAGGGUUGCAACCAGAGUGCUCUGCUAUGGGACAACCUCCAGGGGCAGAUUCAGCAGCCAGAAGGACAGGCGAGGACGUCGGCAGCAGAAGACCCCCCCCCGCUCGGCGGCGGGGCCCCAGGCUAUUCCGGGAGCGGACUCUGGCCUUCUGGAUGGCGUUAAGGACCUCAAGCUUGGGCCGCCUCAGCAGCAGGAAGAGGGACCUCCGCAGAAUGGUCAGGGCUUAAACUUCAAGCGUGGACGCCAGCGCAAGCAGGGUAGGGGACGAACGAGCAGAGAAGCAUCACCUGUCGACCUUCCGGAGGAAUCGGAGCAGGACAAGAGGCGAAGGACCCUCGAAUCCCCGAUAGGUAAAGCGACGCAGCACCCCGAGGGCAAGGACUGGCAGCACUUCGUGGAAAUUACGAGCUCUUCCUCCCAAGCCCUCGAGCCUGCCCUCUCCCUGCCUCCUUCUCGCGGCCCCUCGGCCCUCCAACCCCUUCCAUCCCCCCCCUCCAGUCAACCACGGUCGGCCAACGCUGGUAACCCGCAAGGGCACCAACCCUCGCACCUAUCGCCUUCGUCCUCCCCGGACGACGACGGCAUAGAGGAACAGAACUUAGGACAGUCACUGAGGGGCGCCCCGGGCGCCCCUGAAGAUGUGGGGCACGUGAAUGAUCACGUGCAAUUGGCACGUAUACUCCUCCUUGAUGGGAGGUUUGAUGAACUCCGAUCGCAGGGUCGGAUUUGCAUAGUCCCUAUCAUAUGCCGCCUGUUUGACGGCAAGAUACAAGCCAUGCUGUACCACCGACCUGAGACUUCGCAGGACCCGGCCAUCCCAUUUGUCAAGGUAAGCGAGCACCCUUCCAUGCAGCGAGCAGUCGCUGUAGCGGAACGGGGGGCGGGCCCUGCAUAUAAGAUCUCCCCCGUCAAGGGAAUCUCGGCAAUUAGACUAUUGUUGAAAGGAUCGGCCACUCAGACAAUAGGGGCGUAUUGCUUUAUGCUUCGGGCAGAGCCAGCCACGAGGGCUCCCUUUCCUCCGCAGGACCCCACCUUUACAUGGUGUGACCUCUUCCCCCUCAUUAGUGAGGUUGGAGAUGUCCUGGAACAGUCGGUACAUCCUGGCCAAUCGGCCUCCUUCUUGGCCCUGCUCAACAAGCAUCUCCCCAAGAACAAACGAUUCACGCACCCAUCUUUUACUGCCGACCCACAGCUGUGGCUACGAGGACCACGCCCUCUUGGGAGGAAGGCGAGAUCUGGUGAUGCUCCUGGCCCAUAGCCCCUGUCGCCCUGGACAGACUGAUCGUUGAAAUGGUAGUCUGGGAUAGAAACGUUAGACUAGAUUAGAGUCACACAUACACCGU